GCCGUCUGCUGAGCCGCGUGCGGAGCUAGGGAGGCAUCAGUGGCUGUUCCGGCAUCGGCUGUGUGGAGCGGCGGCUCGGUGUUUGCUUUGUGGAGUGCGCGUGCCGUGGGGCGGCCAGCAGGAGCAUGCCCCGCGGGCCAUGCAGGCACUCACGGAUAUGGAACUGGCCCGCCUGGAGGCGGGCGGGCCGCGGCACAGCAGUAUGCUGUCGCUGCAUACGAGUGUGCCAUCACGCACGUCGCUGCUGGGCAAGCCCCUGAAGGCGGGUGCUUGCCCGCGCGACGCCAAGUACCGCAAGAAACAGACCUUCAUGUACAACUUCCUUGAAAGGCCUCGCGGAUACAAGGCGGCCGCCUACCACAUCUUUCUAUUUUGUAUGGUUUUCACGUGUCUGGUGCUCAGUGUUUUUUCAACAAUCAAAGACUUUGAAGAACUAGCCGGUGCCAUCUUAUUACGUAUGGAAAUAGUCAUGGUGAUUUGGUUUACGAUUGAGUUCUUCUGUCGCCUGUGGUCGGCAGGAUGCCGGUCUAGGUAUCAGGGAUGGAUGGGGAGACUGCGUUUUCUACGGAGCCCUUUCUGUGUGAUAGAUGUUAUUGUUAUCGUGGCUUCGGUGGUCGUGCUGGCCAUGGGGAGCAGCGGACAGAUGUUCGCAGCCUCAGCGCUACGCGGCCUCCGGUUCUUCCAGAUCCUCCGGAUGGUGCGCAUGGACCGACGGGGUGGCACUUGGAAGCUGCUUGGCUCUGUCGUCUACGCGCAUCGACAGGAGCUCAUCACAACUCUGUAUAUUGGCUUUUUAGGACUUAUUUUCUCUUCAUUUCUUGUCUUUCUUGCCGAGAAAGACGUAAAUCCUGUAAAGUUCGGAAAUUUCGCCGACGCCCUGUGGUGGGGUGUGAUCACCUUAUGUACAGUAGGAUACGGUGACACAGUGCCUGUCACGUGGCCAGGGAAGUUGAUCGCUUCUUUCUGCGCACUUAUGGGCAUCUCGUUUUUUGCUCUGCCAGCUGGCAUCCUAGGCUCUGGAUUUGCGCUCAAAGUUCAACAGCAGCAGCGUCAAAAGCACAUGAUCCGACGGCGUGUGCCCGCUGCUACUCUGAUCCAGUGCCUAUGGAGGUGUUACGCCGCGGACGAGAACUCCAUGUCCGUGGCAACCUGGAAGAUUCACCAGGUGCCGCUCCCCAGCCCGCCCACCUAUGCCUCUGGUUCCUUCACGAGCACAAAGCGAAAAGAUCGGCUAGACCUGCCCGCUACAGGAGGCGGGAUCCUGUUCAAGCACAACACGUCUUUCGUGAGCAGGCUGUCGACGAUACGCCGGCACCGGCAGCCCGCUACGCCCUCGCAUAUGCAUUCCCCAAUGUCGAGGAGUCGCUACCACUGCGACUCCAACGCAAGCGCCGAUAACAUGCACUCGGGAAGGCUACCUGCCAGCUUUAGCGAGGAUAGCGUUACGCGGGAUAUAUCAGAUGCCUCGAAGCGAAACUCGGACGAAUGCUGCGCAGAAGAUGGGACAACUCCUUUCGGCCUCUGCGUGUUACUGCAGAAAGAAUUCACCAACCCACCGUUCCUAGCCCUGUCGCCUGGCUUUAGGUCGGCUCCUGACACAGAUGAAGAGCCUGAAGAGCCUCGGCUUACAGUACUCACGAAGCAACAUAAAAAUGCUAUUCGUUCACUUAGGAAGAUAAAAUAUUUUGUAGCACGAAGAAAAUUUAAAGAGGCCCUGAAGCCGUACGACGUGAAAGACGUCAUCGAACAAUACUCAGCAGGGCAUGUCGAUCUCCUUGGAAGAACCAAAAACAUCCAGGCAAGAUUAGACCAAAUCUUGGGUAAAGUGGGUUCGAAAGCAAAGGACGUGUACGAAUCUAAGAUUAGUCUCGCAUCGAGAAUUGUCAAGGUGGAACGGGCGGUGGAGGACAUCGAGUCGAAGCUGGACCAGUUGCUGGAGAUGUACAUGGAGGACCGGGCCAGGUUAUUAGCCGUACCGGCUGUACCGCCCCCGGGCCUAAAUCUUCGGCAUCAACCGCCUCCUCCCCCGCCGCCCUCGGCUGCCCCUUCAGCUGCCCCGUCGACCGCCCCAUCCCCACCUCCCCAAUUGAACGCUCCUCCACCGACGGGCACCCCUCCACCCGUGGUGAGCUCUUCCCCACCACUCCCACCGCCGCCUCCUGCCUUCCUCCCGGCGAUGUCCCACUCCCCACCCAAAUCCAUCCUGGUCGACAAACAGUCCAGUGAGCCCAAUACACCUGUCGCCAAGACCUUCGAUCGCCCCGGACUCAUGCAGAGGGGCAACUCUGACCUGGGUUCUCGGCUAAGGAAGAAGGUGACGCUCCGGCACACCACCAGUGCGGGCCAGAGCGACCCGACGCUCUGCCAGCCACCGCCUUCCAUCCGCGUGGAGCCAGACAGCACCACGAGGGCAUCAUCCUCCAUGGCGGCUGACAGCGAGGCCUCCACCAUCGCCACAGAGAUGGAAAGUUUGGCCCCGACUGACGACGAGAUGGGUGUAGAUGAGGAGGACGAAGAUGAUCUCGCUCGUGAAGAAGAAGGCGAUUCCGUGACACUGUUGCCGCCCGCACCGCCGCCACCGCAGAUGGCGGCGUCACUUCCAACGGGGGAGGAUGUUAGUGUGGUGACGGUAUCAGUGGCGGAAACUGCGGCCCUUCUCAGACCAACCUUCCACAACUUUACCGCCUGAAGGGCAGCGCUGUGUCACAUUCCAUCCAGUGCUUGCGCCGAGGCUUCGAUAUCUGUUCUCUCGGCUAGGCAUUUCGAAUGGGCGCGUCUAUCGGUAUCGGAGGUUAGCUAACUCUCGCACUGUAGUUGCAUUGCGCGCUAUGCAUGGAGACACGUGGCAACGCGACCAGUAGGACUUGGCACUAUUUAAGGCGCCUCCUACGGUUGAUGACCAUGACCUGGGGAUCUCGACCUGAUCGCCAGCCGUUUAUAUUCUACGGCUCACUUUUUUACAUGCAAUACUGAGGUUUCUAAAAUGUCCCGUUAGAUUCCUCAAAAAAAGGUAGCAUACCGCGCAGUCACACGCCCCUCAUAAUUCCAACUUCUCGAAGGCUGCUAAUAGCACUUGUGCAUACGUAUAACCUUUUUAUACAUUAACGUUCUAACGUGACGACGUCUGUGGACUACGACUGCCAGCACUCUAGGACAUUUCACACAUUUUUGCUAGAUUCACCGUAGUGAGAUACUUCACCGGAAACAAGAAAAAUUGCGAAGAGACCUAAAAAGCGAUAAAUCGCUUCGAAAUCGUCAACAUUCACAUUGUACCUAAAAUAUCAAUUUUCAAUCGCCACCAGAAGAAAAACGCGAAGAAAAACAUCGGAUCACCCCACGAGCGAAGGAGAAACCCUUACAGGGCAUUGUGUACCCUCAUAAGAAGCAGGAAUAAUUCGGUGCGCGUUCAGAUGCACGUAGUUGUAUGCACACAGUCACAAUUGGAACAUGCACACGUUGAUAGAUACAUGUCGUGUUCCCUAGCGGUAUUGGGCAUACCGCGGUAGUCCAAUUUCCAGAAUUCUCUAACCGUGGUCACGUGCUCUUAAACGAUCCUCAGCUCGACCCCACCAGUCGAGCUGCUCAUUGAGACCAGUCUUGUGCUUCAAAAAUCGACCUGACAAAAACGCUUUCCGAGCACAGGAAAUCCUCCGAGCUUUCUUCGGGUAGUACGCGGUAAGGCCGGUUGUCUUCUUCAAACCCAGUAACUUCCCAAGUGGAAGAGCACUUCUUGCCUCCACUCACUGGAGUUGAAGAGGGCUGUCCAGCCGAGGAUCAUUUAGAAUGCGGAGCUAGGUCUUUGCCUAGCACCCACCCACGGAAAGCAUUGCUGACGGUAUUCUGCUGGUGAUCCGCUGGUUAUUUGCGGUAUGCCGGACAACGCGAGCGAAUACGGCAGUUGUCUACGAACAGCUACAUAACGUCUACCUGAUGCACUUUUUGACUGUCGUCCGCAGAAGGCAAUACCUUUUCGAACGCUUCGGGCAACCCAUUACUCCUCUUACACGACUUCCCUCGCAUACCUUUACCACGCAACGAGGGGUUCUCCCGUCAGCUUUUCGUGCAACACCUAAAACGCUGCGCACAGGGUACCUGAUUCAAGAGUGACGCCACAUGUAACGGGGGUUUCCUUCUGUUUGUCACGUUUUCGCUGAACAAAGGUACGCUUGGUUUUGCGCUGGG
Ornithodoros turicata is the source of this 4182-nucleotide messenger RNA. Its product is annotated as potassium voltage-gated channel subfamily KQT member 4-like. The transcript is spliced from 14 exons. Gene Ontology annotation, biological process: potassium ion transmembrane transport. Gene Ontology annotation, cellular component: membrane; voltage-gated potassium channel complex. Bases 140 to 2689 code for a protein of 849 amino acids. NCBI's taxonomy places the organism in Eukaryota, Metazoa, Arthropoda, Arachnida, Ixodida, Argasidae. Gene Ontology annotation, molecular function: voltage-gated potassium channel activity. The record is from RefSeq and is a predicted model, not a curated record.